GAGACUUGGGUCCCAAAAUUAUCAAGCUUCUCCAAUUCCAAACAUGGCCACUUUCAGAAAUUUAGUUUUCUUCCUAUCAUUUGCUUCUGCCAUUGCUGCAGUCCUCUGCAACUCAGAAGGGGAUGUUCUUUCUGCUUGGAAAUCCCAACUGGUAGAUCCAAACAAUGUCCUCCAAAGCUGGGACCCCACUCUUGUGAAUCCAUGCACUUGGUUCCAUAUCACAUGCAACCUCAAUAACAGUGUCAUCAGAGUGGAUCUUGGCAAUGCUAAUCUCUCCGGACCUCUCAUUCCUCAACUUGCAAACUUGCCAAAUCUUCAAUUUUUGAUCGUAAAUGACAACAAUUUGAGUGGGGCAAUUCCAAGGGAGAUAGGGAUAUUGACAAAUCUGAGAAGUUUGAGUCUGUUCAAGAACAAGUUCAAUGGGCAAAUACCAUCUUCUUUGGGAAAUUUGAGCUCUUUGCGCUUCUUGGAAGCGUAUGACAAUCAUUUUAGUGGAUUCAUUCCUGUAUCUUUUGGGGCCUUGACAUCUUUAAAUACCUUGAGAUUGGACAACAACAAUCUUACUGGAUCCAUCCCUUUGACAGUUCUUCAACUUGUUCAUUUGGGCAAUCUUCAGCUUCUGAACGUUUCGAGAAAUGCCUUGGCUGGAAGUGUUAGUCCAACAAAUUCAUCAGAGUUUGUAGUAACUACAAUAAUACAAGACCCACAAGCUCAAAAGUAAAGUUGAGAAAGGAAGAUGAAGAGACAUGGCAGAACCUUGAGAUUAGAAAAUAAAAACUGUGGGAUUUCUGUCUGAAUCCCACAACUCUUCAUAGAUUGUGUAAUAAAUAAUAAUAAUAAUACUGUCUAUAGAAACAGAUGUACCUGUUGUCAUUUCAUUUCAGGUUUUGAUAUCAAUAAAUCUUUUCUUUUCUUUUUUUA
Messenger RNA from Momordica charantia (bitter melon), 921 nucleotides. RefSeq lists its product as uncharacterized. NCBI's taxonomy places the organism in Eukaryota, Viridiplantae, Streptophyta, Magnoliopsida, Cucurbitales, Cucurbitaceae. The record is from RefSeq and is a predicted model, not a curated record.